Messenger RNA from Aspergillus ibericus CBS 121593, 1314 nucleotides. RefSeq names its product alpha/beta fold hydrolase. The transcript is spliced from 7 exons. Gene Ontology annotation, molecular function: catalytic activity. Lineage: Eukaryota; Fungi; Ascomycota; Eurotiomycetes; Eurotiales; Aspergillaceae. The record is from RefSeq and is a predicted model, not a curated record. The coding region runs from base 94 to 1104 and encodes 336 amino acids.
CUAUUUUCCCGCCAUCUUUUAAAUUCCUCAUCCCAGUAGCUCCCAUUGUUUACCCCCCAGAAUUGUUCUGCCUCCCACCAGAAUUUCCCCGUCAUGGCCGUGGACAAGAUCGAUGUAACCGGUGAUCCGAGGGUCGAGCGCCGCUCGGCAAACGUCAAUGGGAAGACAUACGGCUAUCUCUACAGCGAGCCUGAAUCGGGAGUUUAUCGGGCGACGAUCUUCCUCCUGCAUGGCUUCCCUGACCUGUCAAUGGGAUGGCGCUACCAGAUCCCGAUGUUGAUUUCCCAAGGCCUCCGAGUCGUCGCCCCAGAUUGUCUAGGAUACGGCAGAACAGACGCACCCGAAGACAUUGAGUUAUAUUCUCACAAAAACUGCGCCGAUGACAUCAAAGAACUAGCCAUCCAACUACGUGCACCAACAAUCAUCCUUGGCGGACAUGACUGGGGCGCCGCACUGGCCUACAGAGUCGCCCUCUGGCACCCCGAGCUUGUCUCGCACAUUUUUACAGUCUGCGUCCCAUACGCAGCUCCAACAAGGAAAUAUCUCGCUCUAGAAGAUAUGGUCGACAACAUAGCCCCGCAUUUCGCGUACCAGCUGCAAUUCCGAAGCGGGGAUCUCGAAGACGUCAUCUACACCAAGGAAGAUAUCGAGAGGUUCCUGUCUGCGCUGUACGGCGGUCGGACGGAUGACAGGGAUGUAGCGUUUGAUGCGGAGUAUGGGGUUAUGCUGGACAGGAUGGACCUUGUGCGGCCGUCGCCGUUGUUGAGUGAGGUGGAACUGGAAUACUACGCCGACGAGUUUUCGAGGAAUGGGCUUCGUGGUCCAUUAAACUGGUACCGCACGCGCGAGAUAAAUUACGAAGACGAGCUCGCCAUCCUCAACCAACGCAUCACAGCACCACUGCUAUUCAUUCAAGCACUAAAGGACGCCGCACUCCCGCCGCAUCUCGGGAAGGGAAUGACACGAACGAUCCCUCAUCUGACAUAUAAGCAGGUGAAUACAUCUCACUGGGCGCUGUGGCAGGCGCCAGAGGAGGUGAAUGAGAUUAUAGCAUGGUGGUUGAAGGAGGUGGUGUUUAAGAGUAUGAGGCUGUCGAGGUUGUGAGCAUUGUAUAUGUGAUCGUGGGAAGAUUGUAAGGGUAGCUUGUACGGUUUUGUGCAUAUGUAUGGCAUGUUCUGUUCCUGGGCUUUUGGUUUCGGUUGGGCGUGAUUGUGAGCUAUUUUGGUUUAUCUGGAUUUAAGCUGAAACAAAAUAGUCCUCGAAUAGGUCGAGGCUGCACCUUCUAAUUUUUUUUUCAGUGUCGCGAAGGGUCCU